This is a messenger RNA of Darwinula stevensoni, 996 nucleotides long. Lineage: Eukaryota; Metazoa; Arthropoda; Ostracoda; Podocopida; Darwinulidae. The record is from the annotation of a GenBank genome assembly.
AUGGCGUCAGUCGCGGCUGGGAAGGACCCGGUUGGAGGCGACGAGGGUCGGCCGGCUGGGGGUCUGGAAUCCGCGAAGGAUCGUUCCGACGGUUCGUACAAGUACAAGUUCCACGUUCGGGACAAGGCAGCAGGGAAUUACCAGAGUCGGAUCGAGGAGAAGAAAGGUGACCACGUGGUGGGGAGUUACUCUUAUGUCUUGCCGGAUGGGGCCCAGUACAGCGUGCAUUACGUGGUGGGGCCCAAAACGGGUUUCGUACCCAUCGUUCAAAGGCAGGUUUUCAACCCAGAGCAAGGGGAGGAAGAAGACUUGCUAAAGAGUCAGCGGCUGCAGGUUUCUCCUCAGCUCAGGACGAUUCCGGGCAUCAUUCUUCCGCCAAGAGAUUUCGAUGUCCACGCCAUCCUGCGGGAGAAAGCAGCAAGGGCUGAUGCCAGAAGAAAAGCAGCAGCUGCACGGAGAGCAGAAGAGGCCAGGAAAGCUGAAGGGGCCAGGAGAGCAGAAGAGGCCAGGAAAGCAGAAGAGGCAAGGAGAGCAGAAGAGGCCAGGAAAGUAGAAGAGGAACACAAAGUAGAGGAGGCAAGGAGGAUUGAGGAAGCAAGAAAGGCAGAGGAAGGGAGAAAGGUAGAGGAAGACAGAGAGGUAGAAGAAGAAAAGGCAGUAGAAACAAGAAUGGCAGCAGGAGCAAGAAGAGCUGAAGACAUGAGCAAAGCUGAGAACAACACAGCAGAGUGGGAUAAGGUGGAACCAGAAAGAACAGAAGAUGGGGGAGGAAUCCAAGAAGUCAACCAUGACGACCCAACAGACAAAGACGAUUAUGAAGGAAGAAAGGAGAAGAGGGAGGAAGAAGUUGCAUGGGGAGAAAAACUGAGAGAAGGACCGCUGACCCGUCAAGACACUCCUCUUCCUCUGAGGGAGGGUGACAGAGACAAAAAAUCCCAGCACAAGCAUAUACCCACCACUUACAUUGAGACUGAUCACUACACUGUCAGGUUUUGA